This is a messenger RNA of Papaver somniferum (opium poppy), 2152 nucleotides long. RefSeq names its product transient receptor potential cation channel subfamily A member 1-like. Lineage: Eukaryota; Viridiplantae; Streptophyta; Magnoliopsida; Ranunculales; Papaveraceae. The transcript is spliced from 2 exons. Bases 230 to 2044 code for a protein of 604 amino acids. The record is from RefSeq and is a predicted model, not a curated record. Gene Ontology annotation, molecular function: protein phosphatase 1 binding; protein phosphatase regulator activity. Gene Ontology annotation, cellular component: plasma membrane.
UGCCUGCUUUCAAAUUUUGAUCGAAAAAAAUAGUAAUGAGUCAUUUGGAUAGAAUUUUCUAGAGAACAAUAAUCUGUUUCUUUGUUGAUGGCAGAGUUCUUCUAAUCCAGAAAAUUAAAAAUACGCAAAGAACACUGUUGUAUUGAAGGGGGACUAGUUGUCUCUGUAUAUGCAACAAGUACUACAUAAUCUCAAAGUAUAUUGAUAAGAGAGAAAUAGAGGCAGGAAAAUGGAAAGUCUGUCUAUAAUGUGGAACCAACUUCAAAACAUGUUCUCUAACGAAAAAGACUCGCGUCUUGAUAAUUUAGAUGAAACAUUUACUAGUUUUCGCAGAACUCCAUUACACAUAGCAGCUAUGUCCGGUGAUGUCAAAUUUGCAUCAAGAAUUCUUUCUAAGGUAGAGGGUCUUGAUCUUGCAUUGAAACAAGACUCAAAUGGAUUUACUCCACUCCACCUUGCUUCUGUGAGAACAAGUAUUCCAAUGGUGAGAUUGUUGCUGGAGGCCAAAUCUGAUGCUUGUAUAGUUCAAGAUGAAGAUGGAAGAACACCUUUACAUCUAGCAGCUAUGAAAAAUCAAGGAGAGGUCAUGAAAGUACUAAUGGAAGAGGGACUACCCGAAGCAAUUCACCUAAGAAAUCAUCGAAAUGGGGAGACCAUACUUCACUUUUGUGUAAAAAACAACACUAAUCUGAAGACUCUUAAGCUAUUGGUAAACAAGUUGGUACAUGCGCCAGUCCCCGAGCAAAAUCCAAAUCUUAUAUCUGUCGACUCCACGGACAACGGUGGCAACACCAUCUUGCACUUUGCUGCGAAAAUGGGUAAUAUGAAGGUUACAAAUUAUUUGCUGCUGAAUAGCAAUGUAAGAAUUGAUAUAAAUGUCGUAAACAACAAGGGCCUCAAAGCCCUGAAUAUGUUACGGCAAGGUGACAGGAAUGAUCUACAAUUUGGAUUUUAUGAUUACCAUGUAUACGACAAACAUAUGAAUAAGACUUUGUCUAGAAAAAAUGAUCUCGAGGGACGGAAAGAUAGGGUCAAUGCUUUAAUGGUGGUGGCAACACUGAUUGCGGGAAUCGCCUUUGCAGCUGCAAUGAACCCACCAGGUGGGGUUUGGCAAGAAGAUUCUAAAAUCGACUCUGGUACUGACCCCGUUACUUUUGUUUAUUAUCUUGAUCAAAUGUUUUCCUCCUCUAUAUCUGGUGGUUUGGAUAAGUACAUAACAGAUAGCUUGCAGUACCGUGCAGUUAGUAAUUUUAGUAGAAUUGGAGAAGAAGAAGUAGGAGCUUAUCCUAUCAUUAGAGAUUAUGUGAAUACUCUGUGGAAUUUAUAUUUUGAUGAUCCUUAUUAUUCCAAUAUGAUAAGCCAAGGUUUAAUAUUGGAAGAUUUUAUGUUUAGAGAUUUUGUUUCCUACUACAACUACAGUACUGGGACCGGGAACAUUGAAUCGUUUUCAUCCUACAAAAACAGUACUAGGAAUGGAACCCGUGUCGGUUUUUUCCCUUAUUUAAUACGCUAUGCUGGAACUCCCAUAUUGGCUUAUACAUGGCCAGACUACUACGUUAUUUACAUGGUUACUAAUGGAGUUGCGCUUUUUGUGUCUCUGACUAUAAUUUUUCUGGUCAUAUGCGGGUUUAUGAUCGAAAAAUCUGUCACCCAAGUUCGAGUUCUUGUUGUGUUGAUGUGCAUUUCAAUCGGAUUUAUUGCUACCAGUUAUUUGACAAUAUUGGCAGCUUUGCUCCCAGGUUUUUUUAACAUCUUUAAUGGAUAUUAUGAAAUUUUUGUGCUCCAAGUAUUUUUUGGAGUCUGCUCCUUGUUGGGAAUAAUUUGGUUCUUCGUUUGGACUGCAUGGAAGAUAGCUAAGCUACGGAAGAAAAUGAGGCACCACCAUAUUGGAGUUAUUAAUUACCUUAAAACGCUAUUCUACAGCAUGGAUGCAAAGACCGCAGGAAAACUGUGUUUAUUUAUUAUUUCUUACUGUGCUUUUCGUUUGAAUGGAUAUCUAUAUAAUAAUUUUAGUUGGUCCUAUAUUAACCCAUUUUUGUAUUAAACCGGAUUCUGGUUUUGGGUUAAAACCAUAUUGUUGCCACAACAUGGCUAUAUCUUUCCAUGAGUUCCGUGUGUUUAGAAUUAAUUGACCACUGUUUUUUUCUUGUUA